GGGCAAAAACUUAGCUAUAAAUAGAGAUAUAAGUUAUACCAAUAUUCAUUCAUGGCCUUCACAAAAUUAUAGCAUAUGUGUUAUAGAGCUAGAGCAUAUAUAUUAUAUUUACAUGGAGAAACUAAAGAGUUUUAGUUAUCUUAACAACAAUAUAGAUUUAGCUAUGAAUGAAGAGAACAACACAAAGUUACUAGGAGCUCAAGCCCACAUAUGGAACCAAAUCUUCAACUUCAUCAAUUCCAUGUGCUUAAAAUGUGCAGUUGAAUUAGGCAUACCAGAUAUUAUCAACAACCAUGGAAAACCCAUGACCAUUUCUCAACUCACACUUGCACUCCCCAUCAAUAAAAACAAAUCUCAUUGUCUCUAUCGCCUUAUGCGACUUUUAACUCACUCUGGCUUCUUCGCUUUAGAAAAAACCAAAUUAGAAGGAGAAGAAGAAAAAGAAGGCUAUGUAAUUACUGAAGCAUCCAAAUUACUCCUCAAGGACAAUCCUAUGAGCGUUACACCCUUCUUGCUACUCGUGCUCAACCCUGUCUUGACCAAAUCUUUCGAUGUUCUCAAUACUUGGUUCCAAAAUGACAGUCCAACCUCAUUUGACACGGCCAAUGGGAGGACGUUUUGGGAUUAUGGAAGCCAUGAGCCGAAAUUAGCGCAAUUAUUCAAUGAUGGAAUGGCUAGUGAUGCGCGAUUGGUGACAAGUGUGGUGAUUGAGAAGUGUAAGGGUGUGUUUGAGGGAGUUGAAAGGUUGGUUGAUGUUGGAGGAGGCACUGGAACUGUUGCCAAGUCUAUUGCAACUGCUUUUCCUCAAAUUGAGUGUAGUGUAUUGGAUUUACCACAUGUGGUUGCUGAUUUAGAAGAUGAGAAUAACCUCAAAUUCAUUGGUGGAGACAUGUUUGUUGAAGUUCCAACUGCUGAUGUAGUUUUGUUGAAGUGAAAAUUACAUGAUUGGAACGAUGAAGAAAGUGUGAAGAUACUAAAAAAUUGCAGAGAAGCCAUAUACAAAAGUAAAAAGAAAAGUGGAAAGUUGAUUAUAAUAGACAUGAAUAUUAAAAAUGAUAACAAUGAAAAUUCAUUUGAAACUCAGCUUUUUUUUGAUAUGUUGAUGAUGGCUUUGGUUAGUGGACGAGAGAGAAAUGAGAAAGAAUGGUCUAAACUGUUCAAAGAUGCGGGUUUCUCUUGUUACAAGAUUACUCCUAUUUUAGGUUUAAGAUCUGUAAUUGAAGUUUAUCCAUAAUUUACAAUGAAUAAGUUGUAAUAUUUUUAUAACUUAAUUUGACAAUUAUUAAUGGUUGUCUUCUCUCUGUUGGCAUUGUAAUAAAGAGUAAAUAAUUAUAUAUUAAUCUAUGAGAUAAUGUAAUAAGGCACAAAUGAAAUGGGAAACAAAUAUGUAGAGUGUUAAUUCUAUAUUAGCUGGUUCAAGGUGCU
This is a messenger RNA of Cannabis sativa, 1425 nucleotides long. Its product is annotated as probable O-methyltransferase 3. Lineage: Eukaryota; Viridiplantae; Streptophyta; Magnoliopsida; Rosales; Cannabaceae. The transcript is spliced from 2 exons. The record is from RefSeq and is a predicted model, not a curated record. Gene Ontology annotation, molecular function: S-adenosylmethionine-dependent methyltransferase activity; protein dimerization activity; O-methyltransferase activity. Gene Ontology annotation, biological process: methylation. Bases 113 to 934 code for a protein of 273 amino acids.